This is a messenger RNA of Brenthis ino (lesser marbled fritillary), 468 nucleotides long. The record is from the annotation of a GenBank genome assembly. Lineage: Eukaryota; Metazoa; Arthropoda; Insecta; Lepidoptera; Nymphalidae.
AUGGUUAGAUUUAAAAAUAGGUAUAUAACUGUGGAAAUACAAGCACCAAAAAUUCCUGAUUGUAAGCCUUUAUAUUUUAAAUCAAAAAUAUUAUACGAUACACUAAUCGAGAAGAUUCAGCAACUACAUGGAGAUUUUGGUGUGGCUGCCGUUAAAACUGGUUUAGUGGCUAAAUAUUGUAACGAAAACACCAGAAUAGCAAUUAUAAGAUCAAGACAUGGCCCUCAUAGAUUUGUAACUAGUAGUUUACCAUUUAUAACAAAAGUAGGUAAACUGGAUAUUACUUUAAAAACACUUCAUGUAGGUGCUACAAUGAAGCAUAGUUUUAAGUUUAUUCAAAAAUAUCAAAGAUCAUAUUUAGAUUCCAUGUGGUCACAAUUGAAAACGGAUGAGGAAAGAAAAGCUUUAGAAUCAGCUGUAAUGGACUUUACUAAAACAGAUGUUUCACUAAAUAUUGAAAAUAUAGGC